UGGUUCAGUGUUGAACGGGACGCGCAGACGACAGGGCCGAGUUGCAAGACAAGACAAGACGCGUCGCAAAACGACUAUAUCAUGAAAAUCGAAAACGAUCACCAUCAGUGUCUGCUGUGGUUCGACGAUUGUUCGGGCGCGGCCGAACCGCAGGACUGGAUGAAGGACGUGGGACUGGACUGGUUCGACGAAGAGCUGUUGAACGACAACGGCGGCUCGCACGACACGUCGCCGCCGCCGCCGCCGCCGUCUUCCAGGCGGUUUUCCACGGAAGACGAGGCCUACGAUUACGAGUACGACGACGACGACGACGGCGACUCUUCGGACGGCGGCCAUAAUUGGCGACACCACGACGUGCCGUACACCAUCGAGUCGUCGGCCUGGCUGAGCCAACAGCAACGGCCGCCGGCAGACGACGAAGUGGCCACCUCGGCCACCGCGUUGCCGUCCAUGAUACCCGGCACGAGGACUUUUGCGGACGACCUCAUCAGACUACGUUCGCCGUACACGUUGGCGCCGCCGGCCAACGUCGAACACUUGGAUGGACGUUUGGACAGUUUUGGGCACACGGUACCAGCACCGGUCGACGGCGACGAUGACUUGGUCGGGUUCGACGUGUCUUUCCUGGACGGCGACGUCGACCACGCCUCCUUCCUCGUGUCCGACAAUCAGGUGGUCAUGACCAGAGACGACUGCGGCGCAAUGUUCGACGUCGCGUUGGAAUCAGUUUUUCAAAGCGAACCCAGGGCCACGGCGGCGGCGGCGGCGGCGGCGACAGAGGGACGCGAAGACGUGCGGACCUGCGAGUGGGAAGGGUGCACGGUGCGAGUGGAAGGCGCAGGUCAAGAACCGCUCGUGCGACAUAUCGAAAAGCUGCACGUGGACGCUGCACCGCGAGGCGCCUGCGCCCAGUACACGUGUCAAUGGCGAGGGUGUCCCAGGCGUGUGCGGCCGUUCAACGCCCGGUACAAGUUGCUCAUACACAUGCGCGUCCAUUCCGGAGAAAAGCCAAACAAAUGCACGUUUGCCGGGUGUUCAAAAGCGUUUUCCAGACUGGAAAAUUUGAAAAUACACCAGAGAUCGCAUACUGGAGAAAAGCCGUACGCGUGUCAGUUUGUCGGUUGCGUUAAGGCGUUCAGCAACAGUUCGGAUAGAGCUAAGCACCAGAGGACCCACUAUGAACAGAAACCCUACGCGUGCACGAUAUUUGGCUGCAACAAGCGUUACACCGAUCCGAGUUCGUUGAGAAAGCACGUGAAAAAUCACACGUCUCAACCGUCGACGAAAAAUCAAUCGAAAACCUACAUUCGACCACAAUUUUUAGCGACUACCACUACGGCUGCUGACACUUCACAAACAGGUUUUGAUCAGAAUAAACAGUUUAACAUCAAACUGGAGAACGUUGAUUGGUGACAACGCGUGAAAGUGAAUACUAUUGUACAUUGAACAAGCUAACAUAAUUACUAUUUUAUUGUACCAGACAAUAAAAUAGCACAUAUGUCUUCCAAUUAAAAUGGUUAUUUUACUUAAUAAAGUAGCAAAUUUUAUUUGUUUUUUUUUAUAUCGUGUCUAUUGAAUGUUAAUUUUACGGGACAGACACUGAUUUUAAUAUUGUGAUUUUACGUGAAAUUAUUAUGUAUUAUAUUUUAAACGCGCAUCUCAUUUUAUAAAAAAAUGUGUUUAUUUACCUUUAAACCAUAUUAUA
Adelges cooleyi (spruce gall adelgid) is the source of this 1705-nucleotide messenger RNA. RefSeq names its product zinc finger protein 143-like. Bases 82 to 1413 code for a protein of 443 amino acids. Gene Ontology annotation, biological process: regulation of transcription by RNA polymerase II. Gene Ontology annotation, cellular component: nucleus. The record is from RefSeq and is a predicted model, not a curated record. The transcript has 8 exons. Gene Ontology annotation, molecular function: DNA-binding transcription factor activity, RNA polymerase II-specific; RNA polymerase II cis-regulatory region sequence-specific DNA binding. Lineage: Eukaryota; Metazoa; Arthropoda; Insecta; Hemiptera; Adelgidae.